AUGGCCACGCGCGAGGCGGCGCAGUUCUAUGGCCAAGCGGAGUCAGCACUGCGCGACGAACAGUUUGAGGACAGUGUGACCUUUGCUCAAAAAGCCGUGCAGAUUUUCGAAGGCUUAGGAGCCGAAGGCGUCUCGGGGCUCAUUGAUGCCCUCUACAUCCUCAUCGAUGCUCAUCGACAGAUGGCAACCACCAUGCAGGAGAAGCCACAGAAUGCUUUGUCCAUCAGUGGCCAGUACCUUGAGAAGUUCAAGGCCAGCCGAGAUCGUCGUGGGGAGGCUGUGAUGCUGCUGUGUUUAGCAGAGAUCAACCACGACAAGCGCGGCCGCAAGAAGCGCCAGGAGGCGCUGGAGACGGCAGCGGAGGCGCUGCGGAUCUUCUCGGAGGUGCAGGACCGGAAGUUCGAGGCCCUGACGUUGAUGGUCACGGCCAUGGCUCACUACAAGUUCUUUAUGUAUGAUGCGAUGCUCGAGGAGGCGACCCGGAGCUUGGACAUUGCGGAGGAGUUGGGUGACAAGUUCCUGACUGGCCGAGCACAGAACCUCACCGGGCUUGCUUUGAGCUCCCAGAGGAGGAUUGAUGAUGCCAUGGAAAGGGGGAGAGCCGCCUUAGCGAUAUGGCGAGAACUUGGGAUGAGGCGCCAAGAAGCGAUCCAGACCCAUGCCAUGGCGGGUUGGCUGUUGUACAGCCGAUGGCCCAAGAAAGCCUUAGCCCUGGCGGAGCAGACCUUGCAAUCCUUCCGAGAGAUUGGACCUGCGGGCAUUCCUUCUGGCGCAAAGCAUCGCAGAGAGGCAAUGUGCGUCUACAUGAUCAUCGAAGUAAUGGCUGAGCUAAAGCAGUACAAGCCGGCGAUCAAGUUCGCGAAGUCGGCCUUCGAACGCUUUGGAGAGCUCGGGUGUCAGCUGGGCCAGGGGAUGGUGAAGGACGCCAUGGGCAGGGUCUACAUCGUCAUGGACAAACCCGACAAGGCUCGCCCGGGGGAAUCGUGCGAAGGACCGCAGAGGACCGCGGAGGACCGCGGACGAAGGAGCGAGGCCAUCGAAGCGGUGGAUGAAGCCAGAGAAAUUGCGGACCGUUUGGGAGACAAGCGAUGGAGCGCGAAGCUCCUUUUUGGAGUGGCCCAGGCCCACAUGAAGGCGAAGGACACCAAUGAGGCCAUUGAGACAUUGGAUAAGACCAUCGGAUUGGCGCAAGCUGCUGGAGACAUGCAGGAGACCUCCAGGUUGCAGCAGAACCUCAUCGAUGCUCUCCUCUUCCGACAGAGGAAUCCCAAGGCGGCUCUUCGAGUAGCGAAGGAAGCCAGAACGAUGGCACAGAAGAAUGGAGACAAACGCGCUGAAGCCAUGACCAUCCUGCGCGAAGCAAUGGCCCAGGGCUCCAUGGGGAAGAAAGAGGAUGCGUUGAAGACGUUGGCCAAGCAGGCUCAGGAGUUCUUCCAAGAGUCUUACUGGCCCCGUGGAGAGGCUGGUGGUCAAGCGGGUGAUCUGGACCAAGCCUUGGAAUGUGCCGAGGAGCGUCUCGCGGUCCUGCGGGGCGUCCACGACCUCUCCAUGGAGGCCAAUGCCAUGAUGCAACUGGCUCAGUUGCACAUGAAGGACGACAAUUACCAAGAGGCUGAACGGCUAGCACAGGAUGCUGCUGCCCUUGGGAAGAAGGACCGCAACCCCAGGGUGCAAGUAGAUGCAUUGCUUUUGCUCACCCAGCUGAACAACACCAAAGUGCUGGACAAGCUGGAGGACAAGUCUUUGAAGCCAGUGAUCGACCGGGCUGUGCGAACUGUGAACGAGGCUCUGCAGGUCGCAGGCAAAGCGGAGAACCGCUCUUUGCGAGCGCUGGUUCUGUUCAAGCGAGCAGAGACAAUGGUGCUUGCUGGCAGGCACCAAACUGGCCUCAGAGAUGUCAAGGAGGCUGCUGCGAUCUUCGAGGCGAUUGGCCACCGAGUCUUCAAUGACGAGAGAGUGGAAACCGAGGAGAUGGAUCACUAUCAAGCCUUGGGCCGCUGCAUGCUGCUGUCUGGCAACAUCAAACAUGCCUUAGGCCAGGUGGAACAGGGUGAGGCGGACGUGGAGAAGGCCGACCUGAUCGCCAAGGACAUCGGUGACCACCAACUGGCCGAUGAGGUCUUGUCCUUCCGGAAAGCACUGGAGGAGAAGAAGAAGGAACAAGAGCGGGCUGCUCAAGCGCAGAUUGAACAGCCACAGCUUGUGGCUCCCGCCCCUGGACAGCCAGCAGCUGCUGCUCCCGUGGUCGAGUCAGUGGCGGCACCGCCAGAGCAGAAGGGCUUGGAUCCGGUCUACGUGCGCAAGCAGCUGGCGGCCAUGGUGAAGGAUGCGAUUGCCAGUGACGAAGAGCUGGAACUGGACAGCCCCUUCAUGGAUGCUGGCAUGGACAGCUUGUCCAGUGUAGCCUUGAUGAGCAUGGUGGCAAAGGACUGGGAGAACCGGGUUCAGAGAAAGGAAGAGAAGGGCGGGUGGUCUCCGGGCAGCCUCUGGACGGGGGAUCCAAACGAAGACGAGUGGCUCCGGUGUUUAGAAGACGUGCUGCGCUCAGCUGCGCUCAGCGCCUUCACACGGCAUCAGAAUCUUCCCGAUGCUGAAGAAGACAUCACGUCGUACAGGGAACCUGUGCCAGAUGUCUUCAUGCAGUUCGGCUUGGAGCAGCAGUUCCGAUUUGUCAGUCAUCCCGGCAUCAUGGUGGUCUCAAAGCUCUUGGAAAUGAGGACCAUUGCCCAGAUGCGUGCGUCCUUUUCGCAGGACAACAUCGAACAAAUGAAGAAUUUUGAUCCGGAACUUGCCCGAAAAGCGCAGAUCGCAUAUGACAACAAGUUGCCGGUGAAUUUCCAGCAGCUGGAGCUCAUUGAGGUGCAAUGUGGGCGCGAGCACACAUGCGGAACCGCGCGAGGGUGGCAGAGUGCAACUGGGAGGUUUUGA
Molecule: messenger RNA, 2928 nt
Organism: Durusdinium trenchii
Lineage: Eukaryota; Dinophyceae; Suessiales; Symbiodiniaceae
Source: the annotation of a GenBank genome assembly